UUAAGGAUGUUAAAUAUAACUAAUUUAAUGAGUUAAUAUUUUAUGGUUAAUUACACUUUUCAUUAAUGACAAACUUCAUUACUUUCUUUCGAUUUAAGAAAAAUAUGUCUAUUUAUUAUAUUGAUUAUUGUAAUCAAAAUGUAGGCGAAUAUGUAAGACUUUUAGAAAAAUAUUUAAAUUUAGAUUUCGUCGUUAAUGAUAUUGAGAAGAAAUUAAAGAGAUCAUACAGAUUUAUUAAUAGCCCACUUAUUAGAAACAAUGCCCAUUUAACCAAUAAUGAUAUUGCAGAAUUAGCUAUUAUAGAAAAAGGAUCAAAGACAUAUACUGAUAUUCAUAAUGAUGAAUUGGAAAUUCUUGAAAAUAUUAAAGUUUUUAAGAUGAAACAAAAAUGUGUUGAAAACUAUAAUAAAAAUCCAUUGCAUUAUCAAAAGUUUAAAUAUUACAGCUUUGAUAUAAUAUCAUGUAAUGAUAAUAGUAGGUUUCAAGAUAAUGCUUUAAAUUUUUCAAAUUCAUUAAAAUUUCCACAGAAACUCAAAAAUAAUUCAUCAGACAAUAUAACAAAAAUUAAAGAUCUUCCAUUACAUUCCUCAGAUCUUUCAACUCAUGACUUAAGAAAAACUAUAUUUACUAUUAUAGCUCAAAAAGAAAUAUAUAAAAAUUAUAAAGUGCUGAAAAUUAACAAGGAUAUUAAUAUGCAAUUUCUCAAAAAAGUUGCAAAAUCAUGUUGUGAACAACGUGAAAGCACCUUGGCGGUGGACGAAAGAUGAACAAAAUUCCUUCGAUGAGGUUAAGAAAUUAUUGUCAUCCGAGGAAACGUUAAUUCCUUAUAACGCGCAUUUGCCUAUAAUUUUGGAAUGCGACGCAUCUGAUUCAGGAUUAGGGGCUGUGUUGUUACAUCAAUUAGUAGACGGAAGGACAAAACCUAUUUCGUUCGCAUCACGUACUUUAUUAGAAUCAGAGAAACACUACGCUUCUAUUGAUAAAGAAGCUCGAGCACUUUUAUUUGGUAUUGAAAAAAAUUCAUUCAUUUAUUUAUGGUAGAAAAUUUUUACUUCGAACUGAUCAUAAACCAUUAGAGCGAUUAUUUGGAGAGAAACGCGAUUUACCUAAAAUUUCUAAUAAUCGUUUGACACGAUGGGCCUAUAAGAUGGCUUCUUAUGAUUUUAAACAUGCUUUGAAUAUUUGAAGUAUUAAUUUGGAUGAUAUGCAAUUGUCAAUAUUAUACGAAAGAGUCGAAGUAAGAUUUAAUAUUAA
This is a messenger RNA of Gordionus sp. m RMFG-2023, 1254 nucleotides long. RefSeq lists its product as uncharacterized. The record is from RefSeq and is a predicted model, not a curated record. NCBI's taxonomy places the organism in Eukaryota, Metazoa, Nematomorpha, Gordioida, Chordodea, Parachordodidae. Bases 66 to 767 code for a protein of 233 amino acids. The transcript has 9 exons.